Molecule: messenger RNA, 4320 nt
Organism: Durusdinium trenchii
Lineage: Eukaryota; Dinophyceae; Suessiales; Symbiodiniaceae
Source: the annotation of a GenBank genome assembly
AUGCGCGCGGACGCAGUUCUGCGAAACGCGGAGGCAGCGGGUCAGCAGGAGCAAGAGGCACAGCGCCUGCGAGACGGACACCGGGAGGGAGGGGUUCUGAAAUCCAUGCAAAUUCCCAUAGAGGAAGCAGGGCAGCAGGAGCCAGAGUUGCAGCGCCUGCGAGAUGGACAUGGAGAGGGAGGUGCGGCAUGGUUGCGGGCCGAGUUGGAGGCCAAGAACUACACCGACUUGCGACGGCUGUGCGCUGAGUUGGGACUGCCGCAGAAGCGCGACGGUGAAGCAGGGCAGCAGGAGCCAGAGGUGCAGCGCCUGCGAGAUGGACAUGGAGAGGGAGGUGCGGCAUGGUUGCGGGCCGAGUUGGAGGCCAAGAACUACACCGACUUGAAGCAGGGCAGCAGGAGUCAGAGGUACAGCGCCUGCGAGAGGGACGUGGAGAGGGAGGAAGCAGGGCAGCAGGAGUCAGAGGUACAGCGCCUGCGAGAGGGACGUGGAGAGGGAGGCGCGGCAUGGUUGCGGACCGAGUUGGAGGCCAAGAGCACUUCCGACUUGCGGAACGCGGAGCCGUCCUUGGUGGAUAUAGCUUCGGAGUUGGGCCUACCUUGCGAGCAUAUGCAUCGGAACAGGCUGGUGGAUAGCAUCGUUCUAUCGCUCUGUCCGCUGCGAGCACCCGGGGCGGAAGAUGAUGUGAGGUAUCACUUUUGGCGCUGGCUCGCAGAUUGCCGGACCGUUCCUGCAGCAGACCUCGUAGCAAAGGCAUCUGUCAGUUUUCCUGCGACACAGCUACGGCGAUCCACGCUUAGUAUUUGCGAAGAUGUUCCGUUGGAAAGUAUUGAGAGGAGGCAUGGAAGCGCGGCCGCGGAGCUGGAGCAAUUGAGCCAGGCCACCGUUGCCAUCUUGCAACACCUUUCUGCUUUGAAUGUUCAGUUUCCAGCUGAAGUGCCAGAGACUUGGACCACUGCGAUGGAACAACUGCAAAGCAUCAGAUGGCCAGACUGUUUGCCUGGAUUACAGUGCAGUAGUUUGCUGGCUGUGUUGUUGGAGAAUCGGCCGCUACAGCGCAGAGGUUGGUGGCAGUUGGUGGAUUGCUGGGAUCGCGCAGAUCCAGUGGAUGUAGCAGAGCGACUGUGGAGCCUGGCCACAUGUCAUCAAGCUGGACCAGCAGUGGAGCCAGACAGUGGCUUCCAGGAUCGAGAAGAUGUUUUGGAGGUGGGUCGGCAGAAAGCGUGGGACUUUUGCGAGGUUUAUGUGGACGUUUGGUUCGGAGAAACAGCGGUCUUGGGCGCACUGAAGCACAAGCACAAGAGUCGUGGAUAUGAUGAGGCAGACAAACUCUUGUUGCGCACUUUGAUGCGGCGCUAUGGCUGGGAAAGACAUCUGGACGAGAGCACAUCGCGCACGUGGAUGGAAACCUUUGAAGCAGUCAAGAAGGCAGAGGAUUGGUCUCGUUUUGCUUGGUUUCUGGUCGCGCACUUGUUGCACCCUGCUUGUCCUGAGAGUUUGCGUGCGUGGCACAAUCCGGUGACCGUUUUGGAGUCGAGAUUAGACCGCAGUGGUAUAGCCCAGGAGGUGGUUGCUUUGCACGAUGACUUGUUGGCCUGGCAAGAUCUCCACGGGUGUUCUUCGUUGCCCGAGAAGAAGCAGCAUGCAGACUUGGCGAAGAGGGUGGUCAAAUAUUUCAACAGCAGGGAGGCGCGUGUGAGGACCCUCCAGAAAGCUUAUCCUGCAGACUUUGCGCCGUUGCCUGGUUACAGAGUUGAGUGUUUGUCCGUGGAAGGCGAUUCCCUGCGCGGUGUACUCUGGCGGUCUGCAGCUGAACGUGCUCUGAUGUUUUCGAUCCCUGGAUGGAGAGAAGAGGGCAAGGGCAAGGAGGAGUUUCAUCCUUUGCAGGAUUUCUGUAAGCAUUGGUUGCCAGAAGCAGACGAGAUGGAGUGUCUUGAUUUGUUGACGAACACACAGCGCCCUGUCGCGUGGAAGCUCGAGCAAGUCGCGAGACGAUUGGACUGUUCACCCACGGUUUCUGGUGCGCAAGAAGCCUUAGCCAAGCGCUUACUGCGAUCUUUCCCUGAGGAUGCAGGUGAAUGCCUACAGAAAUUCUGCUGUAGAUUGUGUCCAACCGACUGCGCAGAUGCAAAGUCCUUCAAAGAGCACGUCGCACAGGAGCACGCUGGCGUCGGGCUGCAAGAUACUCCCCGGAUGCUGAUUGAGUAUCGCAAGAAGAUUCUCGUACCAGGUAUGAGCAGACAGAGGACAAUAGCUGCCAACUUUGAUGAGCGAUUGCGUUGCCCUGCAGGCACGAGUGAGGAGGGCCGAGUGGAAGCUGCCUGUGUGGUGUGUGCUCGACGUUUUUGGGCGCAUGAGUUGAACAAGGUGCUACUCUUCACCGAUCCUGCCCAAGCAGAAGGGCUACCACAGCUCCCGGAUGGAGUGGAUGCAGCAGUCCGUCCAUCCCAGCAGCAUCGACUGUGCCGCCUGCUGGGAGUUCCACGCUAUGCUGAGCGCUGGCCGCACAUUGCUUUGGAGGAGUUGCAGAAGUCUGCCGUUGAACAUCCUUUCCUCCCAGGUGAAUAUGUGCUCUUGCACCGGCGGCGCAUGCCGGAAGACCCCCGACAGCGGUCCGCUGUUUGCCGGGACUGCCGCACCAGCCUGACAGCCCAGGUUCUGACCUUGCCGCGCCAUGCCCUGGCGAAUGACCUGUGGCUUGGCAGAGCCUUGCCAGAGCUUCGUUCCCUCUCCGCGGGGACGAAGCGGCUCUUGCCCCUGGUGCGUGUGUGCAUGCAGGUCACCGUCCUGCAGCCGGUGGUGCUUCCCCAUGCCGAACGGCAGAAGGGCUUCAUCGGGAACACCAUCUUUUUGCCGCAAGCCAGUCCGUCCGCAGUCGAAGCAGUGUUGCCACCCCGCGCAGAGGACAUGGCCGAGCACAUCUUGUUCGUCUUGGUGGGCCACAACAGAGGCGACCUGCGAUCGUCGGCCACGAUGCAGGCACCUCGAGAGGAAUACGUUGCCGCUGUCGAGCGCCUCCGGCAAACUUCAAAGUACUACGCGGAGGCAGCGGUCGAUCUCAGUCGAUGGUCUGGCCAGGAGGAGACUAUGUUUGAAGGCUGUGUCCUUGAGACGGACGCAGAGAGCUAUUUGGCGAAAGAGCUCUUACAACGGAGACCGGCGGACGCUCAAGGCCAAGAGAGCAGCCAGCAGGAGGAGGGCGACGCUGGCAUGGCGGAGGACACGGCGGAGUCCGGCGAGCGAGCACACGAAGAUUCAGGACAGUUGCGCUUGGUCUGUGGGUUGGUAGGUCAUCUGAUUUCCAGCGUUGUCGGCCUGAAUGACACCUCGGACGAUGAGAAUCGUUGGUUGCGGGUUUGCCGAGACGUGGAGGAUCUUUGUCGUCGAAAGCCUCGACAGUGUGACACUGAUGCAGAGCUGGUCGUGCGCAAUCGGGCCAACAAUGACCUGGGUGUGGGUGCUGCGCAGAUGGAAGGAGCAAAUCUACUGGGUCGAGAAGGUGCGCACGAACGUGGAGUCCUUCAUCGCAUCCGCCAGGUCCAGACUGUGGCCGCGCAUGGGGUGGAGACAGAGCGACAAGCGCAAGGGCAAAUGUUUGAGGUCAGGCCACAGAAGUUGGUGGUGCCUUCUCGAGAUACCCCUCUGAGCAUGUUUGAGCCAGGGACCUGGGCAAUGGCUUUUCCUACGUUGUUCCCUUGGGGUGACGGGGUGCCUUUCUUGAAGAGGGAGACGAGCGUGGAAGCUUCUGAAGUGUUUCGUUAUUUACUCGUACGCGAAGACCUCCAGUACAGCGGUGAUGCAGGUGUUGAAGAUGAGGAGCAGUUGCUCCCGACGAUGUAUGAUGUCCAACGUCGUUUGACGUUGAUGCGGACCUCCAAGGCCUAUGUCAAGAGGAGUGGCUUCGGCCGCCACUGCUCGGUCAUAGCCUCCGUGACCUCCGAGCACCUCCUGAAGGCUAUGGCGCUGCACGGGGAGAAAGCGGACAUCCGCGAGUUGCUCCGCUCUCCGGACGUGGACGUGCCGCUCAAGCGCGCACUGGGUAGUGUCCUGCAGGCCAGUUCCAACGUUUUGGGCACAGAAGGUCACCGAUCUCAGAUCCGUCUGCGAGGCCACGCAGCUGGGUGGCAUUACGGCCCAAGUCACAUUUUUGUGACACCGAACUUGGCGGACUCGCGAGCUUCUCUGCUUUUGCAAUUGCAUCUGCAGGGGGGCUCGCGAGUCGAGGCCUAUGAGGUCGACCUGGCCUGGGACCUCGAGGCACCUGCACUGCCCUCGCUGAGCGCAAUGCGUCGCAUUCUAGCUGCCGACGAGUGGCCUUAG